AUACUAAAUUUUUGUAAUUUUAUAUUCAUCUAAAUUAUAAGAUAUGAAGAAUGCAAAAAAAAAGGGUGACAACAUCAAAACAACUGCCAAAAAACUAAAAUUGCCUCAAUAUGCACAGCGUAAAUUUGCAUCAGUCAUUCCUUCAAGCCCUAAGGCUACCUCCUCCUCACCACAAAAUACAACUUUACUAAAAGUUGAAGACUUCAUAGACUUUUUGUGUAUGCGUGGGUCCCCUAUAAUGCCUCAAGAGUUAGAGAAAUUUGCAAUACAAGAAAAUUGUGUAUGGGAUGAUAAUUUUGAAGAACAAGAAAAACCACCAGGACUCAUUAAAUUUCCAGAAAAAAAAAGUGAUGACUUUUGUUUCAGUGAUAAUCAAGUUUCGCUUCUGAAAGCACCUGUAUUCUAUGCAACUAUAGACGAAUUAAACCAUUUUUUUGAUUUCGUUCAAAACAAGGAAGAUAAUGAAACGAAAGGUAUUUUUUCAAUAAUCCCAUCAGAAAACUUAAUUGCAUUAUCAUAUGCAGAUGAAAAAAUAAAAUUUGUAACUAAGACAACACAUGUUCAUCGACUUAAAAUAAUGAAUUGUGAUAGCAGUGUCAAACUUGAAUGUAUUAAAAGGCAGUUAUUUAAAGAAAAUAUAGCAUUCAGUAACAUACCAAAAAUAGGAUCAUGUGAAUUAGAUUUGCCAUUACUAUGUGACACUGUUGAAUUGUUUGGUGGUCUGGAAACUGCUAGUAAUCUUCACUGGAAAUCAAUAGCAGAUCACUUGAAUAUUCCUAAAAAUGUUGGAAAAAGAAUUUCAAAAUUAGAAGAUGUUUAUUUAAAGUAUGUUCUCCCAUUUACAGUGCUACCUAGUUCUGAAAAGCUAAAGUUUUGUGAAAUUGUUUCAGCAGAUACACAGUUUUUUAUAAAUUUACCAAAUGAAAUUGAAAAUAAGAAGUCAAUCUCUGUGAACAAUUUUCAAAGAGUUGCUACUAAUAUUAAAAGCAUGUAUUUGUGUAAUGAAUCAAGUUCUGAGGACAUAGAAACUCUGUUUUGGAAGCAUGUUUCUGAUGGAAAUAGGCAUAUAGCAGCACUUUCUGCAAGUAUAUGUUCCACACAAGUUCCAUUAUCAAGAGAUGUUUCAUCAAAUACUACAUUAAAUCUUCAGGAAAUGUAUUCUGCAAAGGACUCUAUAUUAAAACAUGUUGGAAAGAUUAAAGAUUUAACUGUUCCACGAUUGCUUUAUGAGAGUUUAUUUUCAACUUCAAAAUGGACUUUACAAUCCAAUCAUUUUAACACUCUUUCGUAUAUUCAUUUCGGUUCUGAUAAGAUAUGGUAUGUUGUUCCGGUUAAUUACACAUCUCAUUUUGAAGAAAUUUUGUUUAAAAUGAAUGGUUGUUUGUUGGAACCUUCAGAAUUAAUUUUAAAAGGCAUUCCAAUAGUGCGUUGUUUACAAAAAGCUGGUCAAUAUGUAGUUGUUAGUGGUGGUUGUUAUUUUUUAACUGUAUCUACGGGCUAUUGCUCAUCUGAAAUAGUUAACUUUGCAACAGAUUCUUGGUUUACAUCAAAAUACUUCUGCACAUGGGAGCCAAGUUUAAGUAACUGUUUGCCAAUCAAAGUUUUACUGAGUUUUUUAAAAGAUAAUCUCAAAAAUAAUAUACCAGGAUAUGUUUCUGAUAUGUUUAGAGAAAAACUUUUUAAAUUUAAAGAACUUAUAGAAAUAACUCAAAAAUCAGUCAGAAAAGCUGGAAUUAGCAAAGGAAAUUCCAAUUUAAAGUGGAAGGAUAUUGUUACUUGUCAAAGUUGUGGCGUGUUAUGUUUUCCGUUCUAUGGGCGUUUUAGGGAAAACAAAAAGAUAGUUUUCUGCAUUAUUGAAACUUUAAAUAUGAUUGAAGCUGGAGAACUGUCUGCAUCAAAUAUUUUCUUUGAGUUACUUGUUUCUAUUUAUGAAAUUGAACGAAUUUUACGACGUUUCAACAAUUAUACUGAGAAUAGGUAGUGUAAUUUGUUUUUACAAUUUUUAAAUGAUAUUUAAACUUAUAAAAAAUAUUCUGGUUAUUUUUUGCCAAAGUUGUAGCUGAUUUGAGUUCUAUUUAGUUCAUUAGAUAGUGUUGAUUUUUACUGUAUUUUUUUUUUAUUUUUAUGAAAGGACAUAAUGGCAAAUUGUUUUUGUAACAUCUAAAACAAAGAAAUUUAAUGUUAGGAAAAUUAUUUUUUCAGUUAUUUUUUUCAGCCUGCAAAGGAUAUAAAUUGAUGGGUUAUUACCUUGGUAUUGUUUUUUUUUUACAAUAUUAAUUGUAAAAUGAUUUUUUUAAAGUUAUGUCAAAUGGGUAUUAAACAAGA
Hydra vulgaris (swiftwater hydra) is the source of this 2325-nucleotide messenger RNA. RefSeq names its product protein Jumonji. Gene Ontology annotation, biological process: regulation of gene expression; chromatin remodeling. The record is from RefSeq and is a predicted model, not a curated record. Lineage: Eukaryota; Metazoa; Cnidaria; Hydrozoa; Anthoathecata; Hydridae. Gene Ontology annotation, molecular function: DNA binding. Gene Ontology annotation, cellular component: chromatin; nucleus.